UAACCAAUACAGGCAGGCAUUUAAAGGCGUCGUUGCCGCCACGAACCUUGUAGUUAACCCGGUGAGGACCCACCCUUUGCGAUGAACCCCCUGAUGCAGGCUUCUCUCCUCAUCUUCCUGGGCUUGCUUCUCGCCGGCCCAGUGGCUGCUACACACACCUCCUCGAACCGGCUCUCCCAGCUCGGUAGCUUUUCCUGGGAUAACUGCGAUGAGGGGAAGGAUCCUGUGGUGAUCAACAGCCUGACUGUGGAACCUGACCCCAUUGUCAUUCCUGGGAACAUGACCAUCAGUGCUGAGGUCAGGACCGCUGCGAACCUCAAAGAUCCUCUGAAGGUGGUACUAACUCUGGAGAAGGAAGUGGCUGGCUUUUGGGUCAAAGUCCCAUGUGUGGAGGAACUUGGCAGCUGCACCUACGAGAACUUCUGUAAUGUGCUUGAAGUGUUAACUCCCCAUGAGAAUCCCUGUCCAGAACCCCUGCACACCUAUGGGCUUCCCUGUCACUGUCCCUUCAAACAAGGUACCUACUCACUGCCCAAGUCUGACUUCUUCCUGCCUGAUCUGGAGCUGCCCAGCUGGCUCAGCAAUGGGAACUACCGCUUGAAGAUCAUCCUAAGCAUCAACGGGAAGGAUCUGGGCUGUGUUAAAAUCUCCGCCUCCCUAAAGGGCAAAUAAGGUGGCACCUGCCACAGCAGAAUGAAGGGGAUGUGAGGAAGGCAUCCUCUUCUUCUGUCUUACGUUGGCCAAGGCCAGAUUCUACUCUGUCCUUUCUCAAACCCCUUUCUACAAUGAUGACACUCCCCCACUGAAAGUCAUUUUAUGCCACCUAUACAAUUUUUAGGUGUGGGCCAGCAGCCCUAACCUAAAGGAGGAUGAGCCUGGUGGUUUUUUGACAGCCCAGGACAUCUACUGGGCUGGCCACUGCAUUUUCCUCCUCACCCCCAUGGCUUUCUCUCUAAGAGCUCAUUUUCUAAACGGUCAAGGAAGGGGGCUAACAUGUUUUGUGACCCCCACGUUCAGGCUGACCCAGUCUUGGUCUCCUGAAGUACCUUUAUGAUUUUUCUCAUUGAUUUUUUGUGUGUGUCACUGACCUAAAAGCAGAGUGAGAGUACUAACAGUUUUCAUUUUACUCCCACCCCCUCUUACAAUGAAGGGUCUGAAGGAGUCGAUCUCAGUCUGUUCCUCCAUUAACGUCUAUGAUUUAGUGUUCUUUUCUAGACUUGCCUAGUUAACAGUGGGGCACAGUGUAUCCUGGAGAGGCAGGGCAUGUGAUGGGAGAGAUAUAUGAGAAUGCUCUAUGUGUUUAAGAUAGUCUGCGAACUCAGGUACCUGCAGGGCAAAGCGCAAGACAUCAGUAAGUGAUGAGGACCACGAGGAACUUGUUGCUUGCGGGCACAUCUUCCAUUUUUUCCUUUGUAUAACAUAACUGAUCCGAGGCAGCUGCUGCCCAGUCUCGAGCUGGGGGUAUAAUCAGGGAUGUGGGGACUGGGUUGAGUUGGGAAGGGCACAUCUGGUCCGUAGGGACAGCUGCUAUCUAGCUAUAGCCAGUGAAUACCACAGGAGAGUAUGGGCCCAUCAUUGCCAAAUAUUCUCAAUUUCUUUUUCCCUCGAGAAGCCAGAAAUCUAGACUUUUAUAUGAAAUCAAUUUUUAAAUAUUGGCAACGAAUUAUUUUUUUAAAUACUGAGCAGGCAGAAGGGGCCAAACAGACUUGUCACUGGGGAAAUCUGGUUGGCUCAUGGGUGGCCAGUUCGUGGCCUUGGCUAUAAGAACAUGCAUGCCUUGUCCUUUUAACCUUGAGACAACUCCUCCAGCACUGUUUCUCCCUCCAUCGGGUCAAAUCCAUAGUGCCUGACCCUAGAAUGCUCCUCCAGUGCUGGGGGAGUAGAGGCGGCCUCAGAGCUGUGAGCUCAGGGGUCAUGAGGCUGCCUGCCCUGGCCUUAGAGCACUGUCAGGGUGAGUGGGGCAGAGGCUGAACAGGUGGACCCACCAGCAGCCACUCUGUGGAGCAGGGAUCCAGCGAAGAGAGGUGGACUCAUGUCACGUGCCUGGGUUUGUUCACUGUCCUGUCCUCUCAUGACAACUUAAUCACCCAUGACCAGCCCCAGGUUCUGGGCUCACAUGAAGGCUGGAAUGGUAAUAAAUCUUUUUAACUUGA
Physeter macrocephalus (sperm whale) is the source of this 2153-nucleotide messenger RNA. RefSeq names its product ganglioside GM2 activator (gene GM2A). Gene Ontology annotation, molecular function: enzyme activator activity; lipid carrier activity. Bases 82 to 672 code for a protein of 196 amino acids. Gene Ontology annotation, cellular component: cytoplasmic side of plasma membrane. Lineage: Eukaryota; Metazoa; Chordata; Mammalia; Artiodactyla; Physeteridae. Gene Ontology annotation, biological process: lipid transport; ganglioside catabolic process. The record is from RefSeq and is a predicted model, not a curated record. The transcript is spliced from 4 exons.